Molecule: messenger RNA, 4557 nt
Organism: Dunckerocampus dactyliophorus (ringed pipefish)
Lineage: Eukaryota; Metazoa; Chordata; Actinopteri; Syngnathiformes; Syngnathidae
Product: serine/threonine-protein kinase WNK4-like
Exons: 23
Coding region: 73-3639 (1188 amino acids)
Biological process (GO): renal sodium ion absorption; protein phosphorylation; positive regulation of sodium ion transmembrane transporter activity
Cellular component (GO): cytosol; cytoplasm
Molecular function (GO): ATP binding; protein serine/threonine kinase activity; chloride channel inhibitor activity
Source: RefSeq, a predicted model, not a curated record
AGAGUACAGAAAUACUUUUACUUCUUCCUCUCUGGUUCUUAACUUGACGUAAAUAAAUGACAACAAUAGUAUAUGUGUCUGGGGGCGGAGCUUGUCCUAACUCCUCCUACCAUCUGCCCCCAGCUGAUAGAGCAUGUCAGAGGAGUGAAGGCAGAAACAUCUGCUGGUCCAGACCCACAUGAAGACACCAUGAAGCCUGAGACUCUCGCCUGUCCUCCUCUUCCCGGAACAAUCCACGUGGACGAUUCCCUGGACGUCCAAUUGGACAGCAGCUCUGAGGAAGGGGAGGAUAUGGCGGUGGCAUUGUUGUCAUCCAACAGGGAGUCGUUACCGUGGCAACAGAAGGAAGAGGAGGAGCACGACGAGGUGGAGACAAAGGCGGUGGCGUCUUCUCCGGACGGACGCUUCCUCAAGUUCAACGUCGAGAUCGGCCGAGGAUCCUUCAAGACGGUCUACAAGGGUCUGGACACCGAGACUACCGUGGAGGUGGCCUGGUGCGAGCUGCAGGUAGCACAGACUCACCGUCUGAGCAAGGCGGAGCGGCAGAGGUUCAGCGAGGAGGUGGGAAUGCUGAAAGCUCUCCAGCAUCCAAACAUCGUUCGCUUCUUCGACUCGUGGAAGUCGGUGCUGAAAGGUCACAAGUGCACCAUCCUGGUAACAGAGCUCAUGACGUCAGGGACCCUCAAGACGUACUUGCGCAGAUUUCGUCAGAUGAAGCUGAAGCUGCUAAAGCGCUGGAGCUUCCAGAUUCUCAAAGGUCUGCACUUCCUGCACUCGCGCAGCCCCCCCAUCCUGCACCGCGACCUCAAGUGCGACAACAUCUUCAUCACCGGACCCUCUGCCUCCAUCAAGAUCGGAGAUCUGGGCCUUGCCACGCUCAAGAAGGCCUCCUUCGCCAAGAGCGUGAUCGGAACACCGGAGUUCAUGGCCCCAGAGAUGUAUGAGGAAAAGUACGAUGAGGCCGUGGAUGUCUACGCCUUCGGAAUGUGCAUCCUGGAGAUGGCCACGUCCGAGUAUCCAUACUCUGAAUGUGAGAACGCUGCUCAGAUCUACCGCAAGGUCACCAGUGGAAUCAAACCGGACAGUUUUUCUCAAGUCCAAGUCCCGGAGCUGAAGGAGAUCAUUGAGGGCUGCAUCCGCACCAAGAGCAGCGAGCGGUUCACAGUUCAGGACCUUCUGGACCACCGCUUCUUCCAUGGCCAGCUGGGCGUCCACGUUGAGCUGGCUGAGGAUGACGACGGUAGGAAAGCGGCGCUGAAGCUGUGGCUGAGGAUGGAUGGUACCAAGAGGCUUCAUGGGAAAUACAAGGACAGCGAUGCCAUUGAGUUAUUCUUUGAGCUCUACAAAGACGUCCCAGAGGAGGUGGCCCAGGAAAUGGUGGUGCUGGGCUUUGUGUCCGAGGGGGACUACAAACUGGUGGCCAAGGCCCUCAGAGACCGCGUCACCAUCAUCAAGCGCCAACGCGAGGAGCGCCGCCGCUUGGCUCAGGGCGACCUACAGGAUGACACCAUCCUCGGGAGGGAACACCCUCCACCUCCUCCCCAGACGUCCAGUCAACAAGGAGCCUCAAACUGGCCUGCUGCGGCUCAGGUGACCGCCACGCAGGACGUCACUGAUGCUCCUGCCGUGCCCUGGCUACAAGCUCCGCCCAAAAGCAGCAGGACAGGAGGAGACGAAGACAAGAUGGCAAGCAGCCCAGGUGUGCUGAACAAGGCAGAGGCCCCGCCCCUUCCUGUCAUUUCCAGAGCUCGUGUGUCAAAGCCUCCGCCCCUUCCUGUGCUGCGCUUCCCCAGGAGCAUCGCUGUGUCCCAGCAGCCGCCAUCAGCAUCAGUCGGCGGCUUCUCGUCGCCCGUGGACAGCUACGCCUCUGACGUGACGUCGGGUUUGAGUGACGGCAACGACGGCCAAUCAGACAAGAGCAACCAGGAAGUGAGUGGCAGGAAGUUGAGGAAAAGAACGAGGGCUCGCCUGAGGAUCACGGGGGUGUCCAACAUGGGAGACCGCGUUGUGGAAUGUCAGCUGACCACCCAUGACAGCAAGAUGGUCACUUUCAAGUUUGACCUGGACGGAGAUGACCCCGAGGACAUCGCCUCCGUCAUGACCCACAGAGACUUCAUCCUGCCUUCUGAGACGGAAGAGUUCAUCCAGCGCAUGUAUGACAUCAUCAACAGGGCGGAGUCUAUGAUCCAUCAGCACGCCCCACCGCUUCCCGAGUCCAAGCCAAAGAUGGCAGCUGCAAACCUCCCCAGGACGCCAUCCAGCUCGUCCCUAACUGACUCCACAGAGGCUGAGCCGUCCCCCGUUUACAUUGAUCAUGACGCCACGCCCCUCUCCAGCCUGCUGUGCCCGCCAUCGCUACGCAAUUAUUCAGACACUCUGCCUCCCUCCCAGUACUACCCAUUGUCUCCCCCGUACUCCCCCUACACCUCGCCUGCCGUCCCCCCUCAGGCCCACAGUAACUCCUCGUUCCUCACCCCCCUCUCCUCCACGGUCGCCCCCUCUCCUCAGUGGCCCCCCCCCAACCAACCCCUGUUCUCCCUGGCCAACAUGCUAUCACUAGCCAUGAGCGUAGCCCAGACUUUUAUACCCCCUCACGGGUCCCCCAGUCCCCUGCUCGCCCCCCAUCUUCCCUUCUCCCCUCCCGUGCCUCCAUCUUUAGGCUCAAAGCUCCGCCCUCAGAGCCACGCCUCUUGGGCUGCACCUCACUCCCCUCAACCAACAGGGACAGGCACCCCCGCCAACAGUCGCCAGGGGGCGUCGGCCAGCCGGAGUCCAGGAGAGCGUCAAAGUCCGGUACAGUUUUGGGAUGGCUUGACUUCGCCCCCUCAUGGUUCUGCUCCGGGCCCGACCCCGUCCCUUCCUGCUGGGUUUCCUCCACACAAAGUUGUGUCCGCCAUCACCCCGCCACCUGGACCAUCAGCAGCGCAGGACGGUGAGGCAAACACAACUUCCACCUUCAGCGUGGGUCGUUUCCAAGUGGCAACCUCUCAAGACCCUCCAGAUGGCCAUCAUCCAGAGCCCCACCCCCUUCAGAAGGCCGCACCCACCACACGUUCUCCGCCCCCGUCUCAGAUGAGCCAAUCAGAGAGCUCAGAGAGCAUUACAGAUGAGGAGAGCCAAUCAGAGAGCAGCCUCUGCACAGUGACCGCCUUUCCCUCUGGAGGAGGGGAGGAGAAGAGGAGGAGGGGCGCGGGCCGCAGGUUAACGGGCAUAUGGGAGGGGCCAGCUGGCAGCCAAUCACGGACCCGCUCAGUGUCAUACGUCAGUUCUGAUGAAUCCGAGAAUGACAACGAUGAGAUGUGGGAAGGGCUGAAGGAGCUUCGGGAAAGACACCUGCUGGAGGUGCACGAGCUGCAGGCCAAUCAAAGGCGAGAGAUCGAGGAGCUCUGCCUGAAGAUGGGAAAAGUUCCGCCCCUGGGCGUGGUCUCCCCGGCCGCUGUACUCAACCAACGCCGCGGCUUCCCGCUUGCUCGCAGAAACAGUCUUCAGAGAGCGGAAGUGCUGCCCCCCGCAGGUAUCAUGAGGAAGCGCUCGGCCAGCGGCGGAUCUCAGGAGCGGCCAUGCAGAGGCGUGACCUUUGCCCCCGAACACACGUGUAUGCCUCCCAUCAACGUCAAGAGGCACCAAGACGGAACGUGAAGACCAGCGUGCUGUCGUUUGAUUCCAGCAGGUUUGGCGGGAGCCAAAUGUGGAGGCCACGCCGUCUUCCUCCACCUGUGACGCCCUGUGGUCAUGGCUAGCUGGCUAUUGUUAUAUAAGCUAUUGUUACACAAAUGAUCAUAAUGGAUGAUUGUCAUGACGUCAGCUAAACGCUCAAACCACAAGCGCUUCCAUGGAUGUAAACAACAAGCAUAAACACAGAAUAUGUCAUGAAUAAUUCCAUAAACUCAGAAGAUUUACACCACAGACUUCACCUAGCUUGAAGCUAGCGUUAACCAAUGUGAACGGUGCGAGUAUUAUUCCUCUAAUAAUGAAUCUUGUCUUACUUUUGCUGUUUCUCUUCAUAAUUUACAGUAGUUGCUUAUGAAUGAAGCCCCGCCUUUUAUGUCGGUCCAUUGUUUGGUGUUACACAGAAAUUAUUCCCACCCUAAACAACGACACAGAGUACAAUUUCCUGACGUUCUCCUGCCACUUCUUCCUAAUGACGCUAUUGGCCAGUUUGAAAUGUGAAAUGUAAUCCAUACGCACAUGUUUAUUAUUAUUAUUGUUGCUGAAUAUCGCUAUUCAACACCGUUUGUGACUAAAUGUCUUAUUCAGUGUCCAACAUUACUCUCACAUGUCCACAUAUGUAAGAAAUAUGUUAUUUUCUUAACUUUAUUACGAAUUAAAUUGAUUUACAGGUAUGCGUUUUUUCCAGUGUGUAAAAAUGUGCAUCUUCUGUUAAAAGCUUUGAAAUGUUAAUUUAUCAAUAAUAGGUUUGCACAGGUGAUAAUCACACGUCAUUUUUUUCCUUGACUUUUAUCAUAUGUUAUAUUUGUAAAAGACAUUUUAGUCUAAAUUCACAUUUCUUUAAUGAGAUGAAAAAUAAAUGAAGGUUUUGCUUCACCAGUGGUACAA